AUGUUCGCCGCCCGAGUCGCUGCCCGCCAGACCCCGCGCAUGGCCCUCGCCCGCGCCCCUGCCCGCGCCGGCCGCCGCAACUACAGCUCCGAGAGCCCCAAGCAGUUCGCCGGAACCGAGGACAACGAGUUCAACCGCGAGCGUGCCCGCAUCCAGGAGCACGGCGGAGAGAGCGGCGAGUUCUGGCGCAAGUUGAGCAUCUACGUUGCCGUCCCUUGCAUCAUUCUGGCCUCCGUCAACGCCAAGCUGAGGUGGGAUGCCCACUGGGAGCACGUCGAGCACGAGGAGCACCUCCACCCCCGCGAGGAGAAGCCGGAGUACCCCUACCAGAACAUCCGCACCAAGAACUUCUUCUGGGGUGACGGUGACAAGACCCUCUUCUGGAACGACAAGGUCAACUACCACAAGAAGGACGAGUAAAUGCUUCCGUAUCCAUCAAUCAACUGGCUUUAUGGUAUCUUGGAAGCCUUCUCAGGCCCAAUUUAUAAAUAGUAGAAUGC
Molecule: messenger RNA, 500 nt
Organism: Macroventuria anomochaeta
Lineage: Eukaryota; Fungi; Ascomycota; Dothideomycetes; Pleosporales; Didymellaceae
Product: COX6A-domain-containing protein
Exons: 3
Coding region: 1-420 (139 amino acids)
Biological process (GO): mitochondrial electron transport, cytochrome c to oxygen
Cellular component (GO): mitochondrial inner membrane
Molecular function (GO): enzyme regulator activity
Source: RefSeq, a predicted model, not a curated record